Puccinia triticina is the source of this 987-nucleotide messenger RNA. RefSeq lists its product as uncharacterized. Bases 1 to 987 code for a protein of 328 amino acids. NCBI's taxonomy places the organism in Eukaryota, Fungi, Basidiomycota, Pucciniomycetes, Pucciniales, Pucciniaceae. The transcript is spliced from 4 exons. The record is from RefSeq and is a predicted model, not a curated record.
AUGUAUCCCUCGCUCCUGAUCCACCAACCGAUACCUGCACCUCCACCGCCGAUACAAACUGGCUCGACCCCGCUAGAACCUCCUGCCACGUUGACCGUCCUGGUUGAUAACGGUGUCUCCGAACCCCAGCCGAGACCUAUGUAUCACCCGCAAGUAGACAAUCCUCGGCCCGACGCUGCCGGUAACUAUCCUCGCCCCAACGCUAAUGCCGCCGGUAACUAUCCUCGCCCCGACGCUAAUGCCGCCGGUAACUAUCCUCGCCCUGACGCUAAUGCUCCCGGUAACUAUCCUCGCCCCAACGCUAGCGGUAACUGGCCAAUGCCAGGUGGAGAUGGGUGGGACUUGUUACAUGAUGAACACCAACCGGCUCUCGCCGCUUGUGCACCGCUUCAGUCUAGCACACACCACGGGGCCCCAGGUGGAUUGCCAUUGCCUAUGAUGGCAAGCCAAGGGGGAUUCCAAGGCCACCCAGCUAACGAUCACACUACUGGUCAGACCGCAGGCCCCAGGGCGGCCUCAGGCGCAUCAUACCAACACUCCUUGGCGGCCGGGCCCCCAAUGAAUCCCACCACGCCCACCCACUCAUACCACGGCCGGCAAGGCGCGAGCGACCCCGGUGGACCUGGACCGAUCCGGCAUACCCCAACUAACCCAAGCCCAAGCCCGUACCGCUAUAGCCGCCAUGAGCCUCUGGCCCGACAUGAGCGGCCCUCGGCGUCACCUGAACAAAGCCGCAGACCGACCCAGAUGGCUUCCGGGCCCCUUCCACCGACUGGCGGUGCAGGCAUGAGCAGCCCACCUGCAUCGGAGCGGCCCCUUUCCGCCGCGACGAGCUGGAACUCAAGCCGCUCAGAAAACUCGUUGGCUUUGGUACGUCCCGAUACUCUCACAUUCAUCAGAGACAACAUCGGCACGCUUCGUGCCAACAUUGCCAACACUGAGGAGUUUAUCAGGGUUGCCGCGCCAGUAUUUAACGUAAGUCAAUAG